This is a messenger RNA of Aspergillus lentulus, 234 nucleotides long. NCBI's taxonomy places the organism in Eukaryota, Fungi, Ascomycota, Eurotiomycetes, Eurotiales, Aspergillaceae. The record is from RefSeq and is a predicted model, not a curated record.
AUGGGUUCCCCCGCCCAACUUCGAGCGAAGAUGACGGCCAGCCCAGAGCUCAUAAUUGAUAUUCGGGGCGAUCACGCCAAUUUGAUUUCAAUCAAUCGAUUUCUUCCUUCUCCUGCCGCUGCUACUGCUGCAUCGGUUGAAGCACUCAAAGUCAACUACUCUUACGACGGAUCUUGUAAUUAUCGUCUGUCUGAUCGACUUAACUAUCAACAAAUGGAAGCCUUCCUCCACUAG